UAACUUAACAAUCUGUUAACUUUAUUAUUUAUUUUAUAUGUUCUAUUUUCUUCGUAGUGGUGACAAGAGUUAUCAUAUGUAUAUGUGUGUAUGUAUUAUGUCUUACGUACGAAAGCAUAGAAUAGUCACGUGACAAUUCUUUCACUAACCUCACUUGUCACUUGCUAUGUUUACUAUAGUGUCUUAAAUGGCGUACACUAUCCAAUUAAUUCAAUAAUACUUAAUUGACAACUUUCAUUAUUUGGAAAAAUAGUUAUGAAGUAUGUCUUAACAAAAUAUCACGUGAUCAUUAUCAACUCAAUACAUCGUCAAAAGAUGGAAGCACUAAAGAGGCAAAGUUGGCAUAUAGGAAAAGGAAACAGAUCUCUGGAGUAAAGUCGUGUGAGUUGGUGUUGUCGCUUUUAAUUUACAACUAUUCAUAUUAUGUGAAACUCCAAAAGUAAAUAUGGAUACUUCAACAAAGUUGAAUGAUGAUAUUAAAUUAGUAGAAGGAAAAAACCAAUGUUCAGUUUCGAAUGAUUCAAAAAAUGAUUCUUCAUUAGAAAAUGCUCAUCGAGUUGACAUUACUAAUACUAAUCAGAAAGAAAAACAAGAUAUAGAUAAAGUCAAUACCAUUAAUGAUGCAGAUAAUGAAAAUAAUACAGAAAAUAUUACUGCAAAUACAAGUUGUGUUAAAAUAGAAAAUGAAAGUGAUUCAGAAAAUAUCAUUGAAUCGUGUAUCGAUGUAGAAAAUAAUAUUCAAAUAAAAGAAGUAAAAAAGGAAACGAAAAAUGAAAAUUUAACAGAAGAUACGUCAUCAAAUGCAAAUAAUGCGAAAGAGAAUUGUGAAAAAGAUACUACAGAAGAUACAACAGAAGAAAAGAGUAUUAAUAAUAUCAAAAGAAAGCAUGGAAAUUUAAGUACACAAGAAAGUACAUCGUCUUCUGAAGAAAAUGGAGUUAGAAAUAAACGAAAAAAAUUUAAAAAUACAAAUGAUAAAUAUUGUUGGAGGUGCCACAAAGAAUCAACAGAAGCACUUUGUAGUGCUUGUCCUCGAUCAUGGCAUCGUAGAUGUUUAGGUGGUACACCACCGACUUCUGUUCACAACUGGAUUUGUGGAGAAUGUGCUACAAUAUUGAAAGCAGAAAAUGCGGAAACACGUUCUGCAGCAAUGGCACAGUUAUCAGUUGAUCAGUUGUGUAUGUUACUUAAACAUGUAGUGCAAAGAAUGCGUGAAUAUUCUGGUUCUGAACCAUUUUGGAAACCUGUAGAACUCAAUGAAACUCCAAAUUAUUUGGAUUAUGUUUUUAAACCAAUGGAUUUAAAUCUUUUAGAAUCUAAUGUACGUUCAAAACUUUAUGGAAGUACUGAUGCAUUUAUGUCUGAUGCAAAAUGGAUACAGCAUAAUUGUAUUGUUUAUAAUACAUGUGGUGGACUUUAUGCUGAUACAUCGAAAUUAACUAAUAUUGCAAAACAAAUAAUAAAAGUGGCACGUCAUGAGGUAGCAGAAAUCGAGGCCUGUCCAGAUUGUUAUGCACAUUCUCGUAAUUUACCAAGGCCACAACCGUCAUGGUUUAUUGAGCCUUGUCGUCAACCACAUCCUCUUGUAUGGGCUAAAUUAAAAGGUUUUCCUUUCUGGCCUGCUAAAGCUAUGCCACGGUUAAAUGCUAAAGGUUCUGUAGAUGUUCGCUUUUUUGGUGAACAUGAUCGAGCAUGGAUACAACCUCGAGAUCUUUUUUUAUACUCUGAAGAUCCACCUGCUCCAUUACCUCGCAAAAGAAAAGUAGACAUGGAUGAAUGUGUUAGAGAAAUUACUCGACAUUGUCGUAAGCUGGAACUUGUAUUUGGUAAAUUUAAAUUUGCACCACCAAAAGUACAAUACAAUCCACACGAUCCAAUGCAAAUCAAACUUAUGCUACCAAAUUAUGAUCCUCUCCAAUUAAAUAAUUGUACAUCUUCAGAAUUUUUGGUACCUAAAAAGAAGGCUGUUUUUCGAAAACGUAAUCUUUCUAUCAAGGAUAAAUCACAAACUGAGACUUCUGCUAAUGAUAGCAAACUUGAUUCUGAUACAAAUGCUUCUGAUGAUGAAAAUAAAUCCCGAAAUAAAAUACAAAAAUUAACCAGAUCCAAUCAAUCUUCUCCAAGUUCAGAUAACAGUAUUAAUUUAGAUUUAUUACAAAAUGAAUUGCAAAAAAAAGUGAUUAACAUUGAAAACAAAACAUCUACAGAAGAUGUUUCAUUAGUAGAAGAUAAUGAACCUAUUAAAUCAGAUCGAAAAGACAUUAAUGAAGAAAAUAAUACAAAUACACGUGUACAAAGAUCUAAUGAAUCUAAUGUACCAUCAUUGAGAAACAAUUUACAUAUUACACAUGAUAAUGUAAUGUCUACCGAUCAAAUUUUAAAACCAAACGAAUCUUCAAAACUGGAACAAGUAUCAAAGAAACAUUCCACUGUGAAAGCUAUUCCCAACAAAAGUAAUACAUCUGAAAUUUUAAAAAUAGCAUCAAAGCCAACUAAAAAUACGGCUAAAGUUUAUAAACCAAAAACGAGAUUGGUUGAUAAAUUAAAUGCAGAAAAAGCAUUGAAAUUUUUAUCCGAAAAUGAACAAAAAAAUAAAAUGGGAUCACCGAGCAUAGAAUCAAUCGCUCAAGUAACUCGAUCAUUAUCACAAACUGAUAAACACGAUUUAUUGAAUAAAACAACAAAUGGAACUAUCAUACCAUCCGUUUCUACAUUUACUACCAUAACACAAAAUAACACAAGAUCUUCUUCUGUAUCAAAUUCAACAAUAGGUCAAACAACACCUGUAACGUCUAACAAAUCAACAGACAUUGUACAACAGUCUAUAUUAGCAGAGGAUAAUAUAACAAAUAAAGAAAGUUGUAUGACUACGAAAUCAGGUUCAAAAGAACAAAAAAGAGAGAGCAAAGCAAGAAAAUCUUUUCCUAAUAAACCACCUGUUUAUCCACAAAUAACACUUCAUUCAUCAUCAAAUACAUUAUCUAGUUCAAUAGAAUCGAUAAUUUAUAAUCCAUCUCCACAAAAAGAAAAUGUUACUGGAUAUCAAUUACUUCCUCCUGAAGCUGGGCCUCUUAGUGCUCGUUUAUAUCAUGGUGCUGAAGAGUUAGCAAAAAGAAUGGCUCAAUUAAUGGAGGAAGCAUAUCAAGAAGCUGCUCAUAACAGUCAAAAUUGUGAAGAUGAUAGUACUGAUAAGCAUCAUGCUACAGUACAUUUUUUACGAUUACAGAUUGAACGAAUGAGGUGGCAACAUCAACAACAAUUGGCUGAACUAAAACAUAAUACUGAUCGUAUGUUACGAGAAAUGAAAGCAAGCCUAGAAGCAGAACAACUUCGAGCUGUUGAAGAAACUCGACGUGAAAUGGAACAAGAAAAAAUAAGAUGUAUCGAGGAGACAAAACGUAAACAAUGGUGUGCUAUGUGUCAUCGUGAAGCAUUAUUUUAUUGCUGCUGGAAUACAGCUUAUUGUGAUUAUGCGUGUCAACAAUCACAUUGGACAACCCAUAUGAGAACGUGUGCUCAAAAACCUUCUUUUACUACAAUUGUUACAACUGCAUCUGUAGGAUCAAGUCAACCACAGACUAAUAAUACGAAAGUAUGUACUCCUGCGUGUAGAGUAUAUUCUUUACCACGUAAUAAAUCACCUGGAUUAUCAAAAUCUCAUUACGUUUCGUGUUCUAAAAAUGAAAAUAAUUAAGGUCUUUUAUUAAAAUAGAUAUUAGGUUGAAACUAUUUGCAAUCAAUAAUAUAGUUCACGACACAUUGUGUAAGUUGAUUUUAAAUAAUUUUGUCUACAUAAAUCUUGUCAAUUACGUAUUAAUAUUAGCUAUUAGAAUAGGAUAUUUACAGACGUUAAAUAUUUUAUUGUAUAUUCAU
Molecule: messenger RNA, 3873 nt
Organism: Polistes dominula (European paper wasp)
Lineage: Eukaryota; Metazoa; Arthropoda; Insecta; Hymenoptera; Vespidae
Gene: Zmynd8
Product: Zinc finger MYND-type containing 8
Biological process (GO): regulation of DNA-templated transcription
Cellular component (GO): cytoplasm; nucleus
Molecular function (GO): transcription corepressor activity; protein binding
Source: RefSeq, a predicted model, not a curated record